Molecule: messenger RNA, 273 nt
Organism: Dibothriocephalus latus
Lineage: Eukaryota; Metazoa; Platyhelminthes; Cestoda; Diphyllobothriidea; Diphyllobothriidae
Source: the annotation of a GenBank genome assembly
AAUCAAGGCAUCUUCAUGCUGACGCUGCCGUCCGACGACACCUUCCUUCUCGGUUACCUGGUUUCCGCCACAGUGCUGAAGUUCAUCGAUCUCGUCCACAUCUUUGCCAUGCAGUGUACUCUCGACAUCUACCUCAUCGACUGGGAGCGACCCAGGGUGCCAAUUUGGCGUACUGUGCUUGUUGCAAACGAGUGGAACGAAAUUCAGACUUGCAGGAAGACCAACCCCACCUUCACCAUCUUCGUUGCCAUGCUUAUUCUGGGCGUGAGUUGA